CGAAAAGCAAACUUGACAACUAAAAAGAGAAGGCCUGAGAUUUGAGGGACCAUUGUGAAUGCCAAUACAAACAUAGGGAAACAUUGUGGUCAUUUCUCAAAAAUUCAAAUUGAUAGCCAUAAUCCUAAUUCUAUAGGGUUUUGUGAGUCUUUUGAAUGUGAAUAUUGGAGCGAAGGGAAGGAGCAUGAGCACCGGCAGUUCGCUGACAUCAUCACCGGCGAGGUCAUCGAGUUCAACGAUGGCGAUGAUCGGAGGGAAUGCGGGACCCGCAUCAUCUAUAGCCGUUGAUGAUUUCAACUUCCCAACUGAUCUCAUCUCCAUUCAAGACCGCAAAGACGAGGCUCUUCAAGUUCUCAAAUCUGAUCUAAUGGCUUCACUGAACAAAGAGGUUAAAUCCCUUGACGAGGAUAGCUGGAUGUUUGAUGGACCUAGGUCUUGCAUUCACAGGAUUUCUAGGCCAGGUCGUCUUCACAAACAUGUAGAAAUUGGGAAGCAGAAUUCUAAGUUGGCAGCCACAUUAAAAUGAGGAAUUUUUCUUGCUGAGAAUUGUAAUAGAAUAUAGUCUUUAUGUUAAUGAUUUAAUUUUUGCUACAAUGAUUUUGCCGAAGCUUGAAUUUCAUGGCUAGAUUUAGGAAGUACCCUUUCAAUGUCAAAUAUGGAUUUGUCUUUGGAGCUAUUAAUUAGCCGUUUGGCCGUGAAAAUCAGUUUUUUCAA
Molecule: messenger RNA, 714 nt
Organism: Capsicum annuum
Lineage: Eukaryota; Viridiplantae; Streptophyta; Magnoliopsida; Solanales; Solanaceae
Product: protein SAMBA
Exons: 3
Coding region: 185-526 (113 amino acids)
Biological process (GO): negative regulation of organ growth
Molecular function (GO): anaphase-promoting complex binding
Source: RefSeq, a predicted model, not a curated record